Penicillium cinerascens is the source of this 2219-nucleotide messenger RNA. RefSeq lists its product as uncharacterized. The record is from RefSeq and is a predicted model, not a curated record. Bases 27 to 2219 code for a protein of 730 amino acids. NCBI's taxonomy places the organism in Eukaryota, Fungi, Ascomycota, Eurotiomycetes, Eurotiales, Aspergillaceae. Gene Ontology annotation, molecular function: DNA-binding transcription factor activity, RNA polymerase II-specific; DNA binding; zinc ion binding. Gene Ontology annotation, biological process: DNA-templated transcription; regulation of DNA-templated transcription. The transcript has 4 exons.
GCGGGACUCAUACCCGACUUCCCAAUAUGAAGCGGAAUCGCAUCUAUUUUGAUGCCAAUGGUGAUGCCUCGUCCGCUUCCCCGCAAGGCGGAGUUACCUCGGAGGACCAUUCGCGGGCGCCAGACCAUGUCCCAAAGAUCUCGCGGAGGAUACGCGCAUGUACUGAAUGUAAGCGACACAAGGUCCGAUGUGAUAUGAAAGCAGGUGAGUCGACAUGCUCGCGAUGUCGGCGCAUGGGCCUGGACUGUGUUGUCAACAAGAGUCUUCAGACGCUGCUGGAGGAUGAAGCGGAGUGGAAGACCGUAAUCGAGCUGGCAAUGACGGACCUUCUUAGGAAGGCCCAACUGCCGGAACUAUCGUACUACCAAGCCGGCAAUGGAACUAUCGACACACCUUCGAGGAAACGAGGUCGGAAAGAAUCAACUGUGUCGGUGAAAGAUACCCUUGCCAUGGGACACCACAGGACCGAUUCAACAGGCAAUACUGCGGGCAGAGCGACUGGGUCAAGCCCAUCAAGCUACACCUUUUCACAACAACAGCCGCAAUACUCUAUAGAUCGCGAGGAAACGAGUGCUACUUCUCUGAUCACGGCCCCCAUGGGGAGCUUAUACGAGGUGACACAGCUCAGUGAGAAUCGCGAAAGCUCCCCCGGACAGCAGUCGCCAGAUCAGGCAUUGGUGACAGAUUUUAUAUCGCGCGGAGUGGUGGACCUACGGGAAGCAGAGGAAUUGUUCUACCACUUUGACCAAGUGCUCAACCGCUACCUGUGGGACGGAGCGUUACUGGCACAUAAGGAUCUGACAUCUGCUCGGCGGUCAUCAUCCAUGUUGUGUGCUGCUAUCAUGGCCGUCACAGCGUUGCAUAUGCCCACCAAAGAGCGCACAUUCGACACCUGCUAUACGGAGUUUGCAAAACUUGCGUCCGAGUCAAUGCUUGGUCACCACCAUACCAUGGACGAUAUUAGAGCCUUGUGUAUCGGCGCAUUCUGGCUUGCGGAUGUGAACUGGAAGCUUUCUGGAUACGCGGUUCGCAUUGCGACUGAACGCAACUUGCAUCAAUUCUAUCGUAAAGCCGUGGCAGGGUCUCCGGAACAUAAGGAGCAAGCCAGGCUGUGGUACCUGCUAUAUACCCUUGAGCAUCACUUCUCCAUCGCAUAUGGUCGACCUCCAAUCAUUCACGAGGAUCUCGCAAUCACAAACCACAACACCUUUACACAAUCACAAUCCGUAUCCCAGGGAGACUUACGACUGCACAGUCAAGUUGACCUGUUCAUAAUCCUCACCCGGAUAUAUUUUGCAUUUGGCCCCGAUGUCGACCUCGAAGUACCAGAGAGCGAAUUUCCUAAAAUUGAUCAGUACGACUUGGAAUUGGGAGAAUGGAAAUCAGCAUGGCUACCACGACUUUUUGGGAGUCGUCAUGUCGGCGCAUACCCCUACAAGGCCGUCUAUAUGCACUACCAUUUCUCUCGGCUCCAGUUGAAUUCGGUUGCCUUGCGUACUUACCACUCUUCGACCUCAUCACGAGUUAUGUCACCUGAACGCAGAAAGCGGGCUAACAUUGCCAUUGAGUCGGCGACGGCCACUCUCCAAGUCUGUCUAGAUGAGCGUGACAUACAAAGAGCUCUGGUUGGCGUACCACUAUACCUCCACAGCAUGAUCACUUUUGCGGCCGUCUUCCUGUUGAAGAUCGCAGCCAAGUCAUGCUCCAACGGGCCAAACCCGGGCCACGGUCAGCACAACUCGAUUGCCUCAGCUGGCUUGCUCGUUGACGUCGGCUACGUGCGGGUCUUGGUCGGUCGGAUUGUCGAGAUCAUGGUUGGAUGUAGCCAACGCGCAAGCGAGCGUCACCUGAGCCAUCACAUCGCUCGAGGUCUGCGGAAGAUGCUGACCGGACUCGAGGAGUGGGAGAAGCGGAACAGUAACCCGCAGUCUAUGGCGUCGACUCCACAAGAGAUCCCCUCCUUGUUCAAGCCAGUUAUCAUACCCGGAGCCCAGAUUUUGGGUGAGCGAGACACCAUCUUGAACCAUCCACCGCCUCUACUAGGCGUGGCACCGUUGUCUGCCGAGCGCAGCAAUGGAUUCGAGCCAACCGUGAGCAAACCGGAGCCAGGUCUUUCAGAGGGUUCAAUGGACCCGAUGAUGACGGACCUGUGGGGAUUCGACGAAGACUAUUUCCCCACGGGCGUGUUUGAUUUCCUGCAAAGCCAGAUGCCGGCGUAA